This is a messenger RNA of Rubroshorea leprosula, 1185 nucleotides long. Lineage: Eukaryota; Viridiplantae; Streptophyta; Magnoliopsida; Malvales; Dipterocarpaceae. The record is from the annotation of a GenBank genome assembly.
GAUUCACAUUUCUCCAAUCAAUCAAAGCAAACAAGGACCCUUUUUCUCCUAAAUCGAAACCCAUUUCGGGGAUUUUCUUAUUGUUCUUCUUCAUCCUCAGUUCGUUCGAUUUUCCUUCAAUCAUGGCAACAAGGCUUAUGUUCGAGAAUUCCUGCGAAGUUGGAGUUUUUUCCAAAUUGACCAACGCGUACUGUUUAGUUGCAAUUGGAGGAUCAGAAAGCUUCUACAGCACAUUCGAGGCGGAGUUAGCAGAUCACAUCCCUGUUGUUAAAACCUCCAUUGCUGGGACUAGGAUCAUUGGUAGACUUUGUGCUGGGAACAAAAAUGGGCUUCUCUUGCCACACACCACAACCGACCAAGAGCUUCAACAGUUGAGAAACAGCCUGCCCGAUCAAGUUGUUGUCCAGCGUGUUGAUGAAAAGCUUUCUGCCCUUGGGAAUUGCAUAGCAUGCAAUGAUCAUGUUGCUCUUACACACACUGAUCUUGACAGGGAAACAGAAGAGUUGGUAGCUGAUGUUCUUGGAGUAGAAGUUUUUAGGCAGACAAUUGCUGGAAAUAUUCUUGUGGGAAGCUAUUGUGCCUUCUCUAACAGAGGUGGCUUGGUCCACCCCCAUACUUCUAUUGAAGACUUGGAUGAACUUUCAACACUCCUCCAGGUACCCUUGGUGGCAGGGACUGUUAACCGUGGUAGUGAGGUGAUAGCUGCUGGUAUGACAGUGAAUGACUGGACAGCAUUUUGUGGUGCAGACACUACUGCAACUGAACUUUCUGUCAUUGAGAGUGUUUUCAAGUUGAGGGAAGCCCAACCUACUGCCAUUGUGGAUGAAAUGAGAAAAUCAUUAAUUGACAGCUACGUAUAAAGUCAGCAGUCAGCUUAAGAUAUGCAUUAACUGUCAAUCCAUGUCUACACUGUGAACUCAGCUAUCCCUGUGUUUCGAUAUGGAAGUUGUUUUAUGUUAUCAAGAAGAUGAAGCAUAUAUAUUUUACCCCCUAAAUGGUGAAGGGUUCACCAUUUGUUUGAACUGGAGUUUCGUAGCUGGAUUUGUUCCAGUUUCGUAGCUGGAUUUGUUUGAACAUGUAAUGAAAGCUAUGAAUGAGAUAUAUUCUUCAGUUUGUGUUUAAUGAUACUUGAAAUCCAUUGAGAAAAGCAGGGAAAUUUGUUUUUUCAAUUUGUCAUGUUUUAAC